Molecule: messenger RNA, 1020 nt
Organism: Fusarium venenatum
Lineage: Eukaryota; Fungi; Ascomycota; Sordariomycetes; Hypocreales; Nectriaceae
Source: RefSeq, a predicted model, not a curated record
AUGGCCAUGAUAGAUAUCCACGAUGCGGCGAGACGUGGCGACAAAACGGCCCUAUUAGAGCUCCUUCAAGAUCCGGAAUUUGAUAAAAUCAAUAACAAGGACAAGCACGGCUACACGCCGUUAUGGAUUGCUUGUCGUCAGGGACACGCGCCAUUUGUCGCUGCGUGUUUUGGAUUGGACGAAAUCAUUAAUAUGUUGCUUGCGCAACCUGGUAUCGAACUUAACACCAAAGAUGUUAAUGGCCAUACCCCAUUGACCGUUGCAGUGAAGAAAGGCUUCGAAAGUACAGUGAACCUGCUCCUGAACAUGGACGAAAUCGACUUGGGUCCGGAUGGUCGCAACAAGACGCCACUUACCACAGUUUUCGAAGCUGGUCAUUUGACAAUAGCUUUGAAUCUACCACAAAAACGAACGACACGAUAUUAUCAUGGGCAGCAGCGAAUGAAACAGCUCCAAGAGAAAGGUCGCUCAGAGAUGAUCGACGAUCUCGCUGGUGAUGCUAAGAAUUUGGCGGAACUUCGUCGUUGUCUUCGUACCCAAGUUCAUGACGCAAAGACGUUUAUUAUGGAUUAUGGGCGCUCUCGGGGAGUAGACGUUGACCAACAGGCGAUUGGGUCAAUAGAGGGCUUUGCUAAAGUUGAUGAUUUACUUCGAGAGUUAGAUCAAACCAUUAGAGACUUGUUAGGAUUUGCGUGGGUCUCGAUCCAUGAGGCUCACAAGUCUGCGAGCCUUGGAACAAGCAUGAAAAGACUUAGCUGGAUCACAUUCAUCUUCCUGCCGGCUAUGUUUGCAUCGAGCCUAUUCGGCAUGAAUGUGAACAUACUAGAGGAUAAUCCUGACUGGCGAUGGUACCUUCUUUUCGUAAGCACUAUACUAUUCCUUACCAUCGCCGUGUGGUUGUUGUUCAAGUAUCUGAAGAUCGAGACUGAAGUACAAAAGCAUUUGAAUCGAUGGAGAAUGGAAUUCAAGAAGAGGAAAGGGAAUCAGAAGAAGAGAGGAACAGCAAAAUAUACUGUUUAA